Molecule: messenger RNA, 636 nt
Organism: Morone saxatilis (striped sea-bass)
Lineage: Eukaryota; Metazoa; Chordata; Actinopteri; Moronidae
Exons: 5
Coding region: 1-636 (211 amino acids)
Biological process (GO): response to bacterium
Source: RefSeq, a predicted model, not a curated record
AUGGAUUCACCACACAGAGGGAACUUGGAGGACACAGACUUGAUCAAACUGCAAGAUGUUUCCUCAGCCGAGCUCUGUGGGACUUUGGUUGAAGAUCGUAAUCAGCAGAAAUCUGUGAAUGUGAAGCAACAUCCAGAGACAGCAUCAGUCCAGCCGGGACACUCAGUGACUCUCCAGUGUUCACUUCUCCCCAAGAACAAAGAAACCAGAGUCCAGUGUCCAGGUGAACACAGUGUGUACUGGUUCAGAGCUGGAUCAGGACAAUCUCAUCCAGAAGUCAUUUACACUCACAGGAACAGCAGUGAUGAACAAGAGGAAAGGAGCUGUGUCUACAGUCUGUCCAAAACCAUAAGAAACUCCUCUGAUACUGGGACUUACUACUGUGCUGUGGUCUCAUGUGGAGAGAUCCUGUUUGGUGAAGGAACUAAAGUGGAAACUAAAAACCCAGUUGUCCUUGUGCUUGGAUUGCUGUUGGCCUGCUGUGUGACUGUGAUUGUCGUCCUUAUUUUCUACGUAAAUCGAAGGACAGUUUGUGAACAUUGCAAAGCCAGCGAACACAGCAUCCGGCUGUGCCUCGUUCUUGUGCAGUCACGUCUGCCACUGCCAGAGAUGAUCCACUGCCAUCCUAGCCAGUGA